CUCCACCUCAGUUCAACAAUCGCGGAGUUUAUUGGUGAAUAAACUGGUUAAUUGCCUUUCAAAAUUCCGAGCCGUGCAGUUGGAUUAAAUCAGUGUUUGAUGGGCAAAAUGAAUACCUCCGUGAAAUAACUCCACAGGAUUUCAAGUGAUAAUCCCAGUGUGGCUUCUCCUCUCGGGGACUGAAGAUGUAUCGGGGUGUGUGUGUGUCGGUUCCCCUGCUGACUCUACUGGUACUGACACUUGUGGUGCCCAUGGGCCAGGCCUGCCCCAGGAGCUGUAACUGCUACCAGGCCAAUGAAGUCCACUGUACAUUUCGUUCCCUGCUCAGCAUACCUUCUGGCCUCCCUAUACACACACGCCGCAUAAACUUUGGAUUCAACAGCAUCAGCACAAUACAUGACAGUUCUUUGGCUGGGCUAAAGAAGGUGGAGCUCCUGAUGCUCCACAGCAAUGACCUCCACCAUCUGCCAGAUGAAGCAUUCAGAGAUUUGAAAUCGCUACAGAUACUAAAGCUGAGUUAUAACAAGCUUAGAGAGAUCUCUUCAUCUCUAACCUUCUCUGGCCUGACCUCCCUGCUGCGUCUGUACUUGGAUCACAACCGCCUCCAGCACAUCCACCCCCGGGCGCUGCUCCAGCUGCCGAGCCUCAGGCUGCUGCGUCUACAAGGGAACAGGCUGCAUCAACUGCACCCUCGCACUCUGUGCACACUGUCCCUCCUGAAUACAUAUUACUUCUCUACACUCAGACACCUAGACUUGUCCAACAACAGUCUAACAACUCUGCCCAGAGACACAUUAGCAACAGCACCUCUGCUAGAGACUCUUGUGCUGCAGGCUAACCCUUGGAGUUGUGACUGUAGGAUGAACUGGUUUCUCACUUGGAGUCUGGCACAUCCAGGCUUAAUGAAAUGUCCCGGCGGCCCUCAGUGUCCAAUCUGUGCCUCGCCCGAUUCCCUUCAAGGUCAAGGCUUGCUUGAGCAGACUGACCCCUUGUGCAGCUCGCCUGUUAUCGCCUCCCCAGGAAGAGACACACCUUUGGAGACCGAACAUAGUGAAAUCCAAACCAGUGAAUCCUUUAGAGAACCUUUAGGCACUGCCUCUCUGGGUCUGUCUGAUCAACAAGGGAACAGCGUGGAUCUGGUUUGCAACUUCACUCACUCUGAUUCCCAGGAUAUUGCUCCACCUCCAGAUCUCUCUCUUUCCUCCUCUUCCCCUCUCCCCCUCGCUCUCUCACUCUCCCUGGAAUGCCCCGUGGAGAGACAGAGCUAUGAGACACUUUGGAGGAUCCUAGCGUACUACAGUGAGACUGCGGUUCGUCUGGAGAGGCACAUCAUGCUGAGUAAAACCCCAGCAUUGGCUUACCGCUACAGGCAGGCACCAGAGACAGAAGGAUAUUAUCACACUGGAGUCCAAUCUUCCGUUGAAGCCAGACCACAAUGGUUACUACAGCCAGCCAUCGGCAUUCAGCUAAACAGAGCACAGUCUAACAGACAUAAAGUUCAACUUAUCUACUCAACAAGAGUUUCUGCUCAUCCCGACCCUGCUUCUCAUCUCUCAGCAUCCUCCCCUUCCUCACCCCCAUGGGUGCUGAUUUCAACUAAUCAGACCGCCACCGAACUUGCAACAGUAGUAGGUAGUAAGGUGGAGCUAUCAUGCCCUCUUUUAAGUUCUGGUAACCCCAAAGUACAGUGGGUUCAACCGGAUGGAUCCAAGCUGAUCUCCCCCUCAAGCAGCUUAGAUGGUAGGCUCCAGGCUUCAACCUCUGGUUUACUUAUUCAUAAAGUGCAGCUCUCAGAUGCAGGGAUCUAUUACUGCAUAGCACGGGCAGGCAAGGAUGUAGACGUUCUCCCCCUGCGCCUGGCAGUGGAGGAUUCCUCUUUUCCCCCUUCAGGAGAGCAAGUGGGACCUCCUGUCACAGCAACUGUUGGUAAAACUAUCAGUCUAUCUUGCAAGGCUUUUGGUUCACCAGCGCCUCAUAUAAAUUGGGUGUUACCAGAUGGAAACUUAGUACGGCAGGGAUUAGCUGUAUCAGGACUUCAUUUCCCACAGGGCCACAGUCAGCUGCUGGCCGGUCAACCAAGAUACGAGCUCCAUUACAAGAAGAAGAAGGGUCUGGCGAUAUUCGACAAAAGACUGUUGCCACUAAUGAAAGCGAGCCUGUCGAUGAAGCAAAGCCCACAGCUGAAGCUGUGGAAGGAGGCCAAGAUGGACACACAGGUAGAAAUGACGGACUUGAUGAUACAGAGAGAGAUAGAUCUGAAGGACCAGGGGAGGAAGCAGAAACUGAAGGGUCAUCUCUUGAUGAGACUGAUCUACAAGAGGAAGGCCUUCAGCAUAUCUUCAACUACAACGACUACAAUGAUCACAACAAGUACAACACAAUCACCCAGAGAGAGGCCAAGCAUUGUCAACGUUGAUCCCAGAGGGAGGCCUAAUUCUGGGGGUUCAAACCAGAAUCGACCCACUAUUGACUGGAGGAACCCUGGAACUAAUUCUAUUCCAGAUUCAGACAGCAGCCGGCCUCAAUGGCCCCCCUCCCCUUCACUCCCGGCUGCCCCUGGGGUCCCAGUUGUGAGAUCCAAACCUAGGAUUGCAGACCCGCACAUCAGGACAGAGUCGGUCCCAGCAGAGAGCACAGCCAGGCUGGCUUGUGAAGCUCAGGGCGAGCCAAAGCCCUCCAUCACAUGGACCAAGGUCUCCACAGGAGCGGUGAUGUCAAUUCUCUCCAGGGCAGAGCGUUUUGAGGUCCUGCCAAAUGGCACUCUAGUUAUCCAGAAUAUUCAGCUGCAGGACAGAGGCACAUACAUCUGCAGUGCACAGAGCUUUCUGGGUCGCGACAGAUUGCUAGCCAACCUGGAGGUGUGGACACGCCCCCCUCGAAUGCAGCUGGCCAGCUACAGAGAAGUUACCAUUCAUCAGGGUGGAGAGGUGCACUUGCAGUGCCAGGCGGAUGGUGUUCCCAGCCCUCUGCUCUCCUGGGUUUUGCCUGAUCGCUCUGUCCUGACCUCCAGCGCUGCCUCCACCAGUCGGAUUAUUAUGGACACGAAUGGUACCCUCCAUAUACCAGUAACUUUAACCGGUGACAGAGGUGUGUACCGCUGUGUGGCUUCCAACUCAGCAGGAACAGCCAGUGCCUCAGCGCGUGUACAUGUGUCCUCCUUGCCCCCUGUUAUACAGCAAGCCAAAGAGGAGCACCUGCUUUUGUCUCCUGGGAGGCCUGUUUAUGCUCACUGCUCUGCUAGGGGAGCCCCGACACCAACUCUGCGCUGGCGAAUUCCAGAUGGGACUAUAGUCCGCCAAUCCCAGUUUCUUCAUGGCAACCUUUUUGUCUUACCCAAUGGGACACUGCAUAUUCGAGGAGUUCGGCCUAAGGACUCAGGGAAUUACGAGUGCAUAGCAAGCAAUGCUGUGGGAACCGAUAAGAGAACAGUUAGGUUAGAAAUUGAAGGGUCAGCAGAAGGAGAAAGAAGCCAGAGUGAAGCAAGACAUGAGGGAACGAAAGUAGUUGAAAAAACAUCUUCUUCACUAAAUAAAGACAGAACUUUAUCUAUCCCUAGCCACCCUUCAAAUCCAUUCAACUCAGCUAGACUCCCCGCUUCAUCGCCCCAUGAUAGAUCCCGGACCUUGCCGCUCAACCCCAGUUCUUCUCGCUCAUCUUUUUACCCUCGCCCACCCACUGCCACUAACUCACUUCCUAAAAUCCAUAAAACAGUCACUGCCUACCCCACACACUUGAGCAACAUCAACAAAACAAAGCUCUCCCCUCUCUCCCCAUCCUCCACAAUACCUACAAAUAACACCAAAGUCUCGCCUGGCAUUGUAAAUAACACAAAAGUUAUUUCUCCUCCCCCUUCGAAAAAAUAUACAGCAUCAGCUGCUUUGCAUCCCUCGCCUGUCUCACCCUUCAGUAAAGCCCUUAUUGUCUCUACAUCACCCUCCAGCUCCACUGUCCACUAUGGGUUAUUCUUGCAGCUCCACUGCUCUGUAACUGGAAACCCAGCACCUAUCAUCAUUUGGAGGACCCCUAUUAGCAAACUGGUGGACGUGCAUUACAGUUUUGACCAUCGUUUGAAGGUGCACCCUAAUGGAACUCUGUCAAUCCGAGCAUUAACAGAGAAGGAUGCUGGUGACUACCUCUGUAUCGCGCGAAACAAGGUCUCAGAUGAUUAUCGCCGCCUGCGUGUCUCUGUUGUUACUAAGCCUGCCAAGAUCGAGCCCAAGCAACCACUCAAUCAGAUGGUGUCUUUUGGCACACCACUGAAGGUGGACUGCCAGGCAUCAGGACUGCCUGACCCAUCUGUCCGUUGGAGCCUACCAGAUGGAACCAUGGUGAACAGUGUGUUGCAGGGGGAGGACAGAGGAGGGAGAACACGGAGGCUAACUGUGUUUGACAAUGGGACGUUACUUGUACCAGCAGUAGGGAUGGGAGAAGAGGGAGAGUACACAUGUUAUGCUGAGAAUCAAGGAGGCCAAGACACCAUGAAGGUCAAAGUAAAGAUCAUGAGGACAUCUCUACCAACCUUUACUGAUGACAGAAGACACCACGUGGUCAACGUACGUGAAGGGGCAACAGCCACAAUUCCCUGCCAGGCCACUGGAGUUCCUGCCCCGACGGUCACAUGGUUUUCCCCGACCCGCCUUGUCAUCCCAAAAAGUUUGGGAUCUGGCUUUUAUUCCGAGAGGGUUGUGGUGGUUUCGGGUGGAAUUUUAGAGGUGCGUCUGGCUCAAAAGAUCGACACGGGAACCUAUACCUGCCGAGCUAGCAACUCAGCCGGGGAGAGGAGCAUGCUGGUGGGCCUGGAGGUGGAGGCUGCUAACCAUGGACAGAGUGGCCGGGUGGGAGGAAGAGGUUGGAGUACAAGCUAUCAGCCUGAUAGUGGUCAUGGCAGUAGAUCAGGGGAAAGCACUAAUAAUGCAAGGAUACGUCAAGAUGGAUUUACCAAUGCAGACACAGGCCAGCUUGGCAGCAGUGACAGCAGAAAUAAUGCCUAUAGUGCUAAUGAUGGCAGGACAAAAAACAUUGCACCAAAGGAUGGCACUAACAUAGCGACCAGUGGCUUUUAUCCUGCCCUUAGGAGUGAUAGUCAAGAUGGAUUGAACAGACCUGUCAGUGGAAUCACCACACAACUAGGAAGAAGUGAUAUCAGUGUUGGAGUGAGUGGGGCUGGAAAUACAGGCAUUAAAGCGGAUAACAUUGGAACAAAUCAAAAUGGACCCGGCAUUAUGAGUAAUAGUAAUAGCCUGAGUAGCAGUCACAACACAGUUGGAUCAGAUAAUGUAGAAAGGAAUCCUGGGACUAAUACGAAUGAAGUAAAUGCAGGAAAGGCUGGUAAUGGCGCUUACACCAGUAGAGAAAAUGGCAGGAUAAGUGUGUCUAAUACAGGAGCUGGGACUGGCUCACUCAGUGGAAAUGUGUUUAGCAGAAGUAGCAGUAAUGCUGUUAUAGCUGCUGGUACUAAAAACUAUAGUAACACUGUUGUGGGUGUGGUAACUACAGUCAAACAGCGAGCUGUGAAAGGCCAAACUGUGGUUUUGCCAUGCCUCUCCCAAGGCUCCCCUCCCCCUCGUGUGGCCUGGCUUCUGCCUGGUAAUGGUGUGUUGCCAGCUCCUUACUAUGGCAGCAGACUCACUGUGCACCGAAACGGCUCUUUGGAGCUGCGAGGAGUGCGUGCGAGCGAUUCUGGGACCUUAUUUUGUGUGGUCAGAAAUGAGAGAGGACAGACGACGAUACAGGUGGAGCUGGAAGUCUCUGAGCCACAAAAGGAGGCCAGACUUUCACACAGGGGACGGGCAGAUGAAAGGCCUGUGAUGGGACGUGUUGUUGUAAUAGAGGCGCCACGCCCGGGAGCCUCAUUAGAUUCAGCUAAAUCCUUGAGCUCAAGGCCAGUGUUGCCUGAGGCACUUCAUCCAAAAAUCCAAGUUACUCAAAAGCCUCUACACAGAGGCCAGUCUUUGCCUGCCAUACCUCGUCCUGUCGGCCCUCCACCCCGUUCCUCGAGCCCUGUGUCAGAGCCAGCAGUGAGCACCAGAACAGCUCCCUUAGUGAGCAUCGUUAAUGGAGAGAACCUCCGCCUGCCUUGUCCUGCUCCUCAAACCCAUGGAUAUACCCAGGUCUCUCUCUCAUGGACCAUGCCAAAUGGAAAAGUACUGACCCGGGGUGAAAGUGAUGACUCAGGCCGAUACAAAGUCCAAGAAGAUGGAAUUCUGACAGUGCAGCAGGCCUCCGUGUACGACCGCGGCACCUUCAGCUGCAGAUCUACCAGUGGCAACUCAGUUUCAGUCAUCACGGUUCCUGUCAUCGUCAUCGCUUACCCGCCACGCAUCACAACAGGCCCCUCCCCGGUGACCUACACACGACCCGGGGUGGCUGUGGAGCUGCCGUGUAGGACAAUAGCGACACCCCGGGCGACCGUAACCUGGGAAACACCAGACCUGACACAGCUGAGGGUCAUGAGUCAGGCUCGUAUCUAUGGCAACCGCUACCUUAGUCCUCAAGGUUCCUUGGUGAUACAAAACCCGACAAGUAGGGAUACAGGAUUUUACAGAUGCACCGCCAAAAAUGUAAUAGGAGUGGACACCAAGGCAACCUACCUACAUGUUAUAUAACAGGGUGAAAUAAACACACACACAAAUAGACAAUCAGCAGAACGACGGAGACAGUCUACUGUACUGGUGGAUGAACUCCUCUGCUUAUAACAUUUUAUGUUUCCCACAUGCCCAAAGGAACUGCAAGGCUUUAUGCAGGAGAUACUGUUGAAUCUCCGAAAAGACAAUACUAAUAUACAUUAUGUCUCAUUUAUGUAUUUGUAUGCCUUUGAUUUCAAUACAUUUUUGUUUGAAAUAUCAGGAGUUGAAGGAUUCUUUGCUGAUACAGCAUCAUACAUCAUACAUCAUACAGCACCUGUGGACUGUUUCAGUGCAAAGAUGUGUCACAUUUGAGUAUUGCUGAAAGACAAGCAAGCUUUCCUUGGCCUGAUUGCUUUGUUUCAUUACUUUACACAUUCAUCCACUAAAAGUGAACUACAGUAUAGCAUACAGUAUUUGUAAUGACUGUAUCACUAAAUAUUGUAGAUAAAACACAGAAUAAGGACAAGAAAGACUUUUUCCUGUCCUUCACAAAUGUCAAAAGGCACAUUAAUAUUCGACGUGAUGUCAUAUCAAAUAAUCAUGUUUGAUUUUGGUGUAUAUUUAUAAAAUAUAAGAUGUUUUUAUAUACUUGCGAAAUGGGACGCCAUCAACACUAUUUAAAUUUCAACUUGAUAUUGACCUUUUAACUACAUUUUCUAAUUUAUAACGUACAUAAAAAGGUUGUAUUUUGUUGUGGUGCAUAUGUAGCGAACAGUAACUUAAAUUGGCAGCCUUGUUUGUAUUUUACUGCCUUACCGUUACAGUGAAUGUGUAGAAGACAUGAUGAUGGCUCAAGCGUUGUGAUCCAACCAGUUUAUUCAUGAUUUCUUGAACCUAUUAACUCUCCUUGUUAUAUUAUGGAUUUUAAACCUUGCCAAUAUUAUUUUACCACCAUUGAGAACAUCUCACAUUCUCACAGCAUUAAUGGGGCAGAAAGAGAUACGGUACAAUGCACAAUAGUCAGUUCUUUGGAGAGUUAUCUUUGUGAUUAUUUUGAUAUUAAAGAUUGUAUAAAUGCAUGUGUGGUUUAAGAUCCUUCCCUAAGCUUGAGCACAAAGACAGCAGCUCAUAGUUAUCAUGUUUCCUCUUUUCUUUUAUGUUUUCUUUUCAUUUUGUCCUUAAAUUAUUUGUCUUGUAAAGUCUCUGUUGUAAGAUGUGCUUUGUCAUAAAGGGAGAAAUUAUUAAAUAUCAUUAUGUAUGUCAAUAGUUACCAAUGAAUGACUGCUUGCUAUAUUUUUGAACAGCUUCAUUUUAUAAAUAAAACUGAAAAAAUAACUGAAAGUCGACUUCAUGAAAUGGCAACAGUUAAAACUAAGAUUUAUUCAGAAAAACGAAACAGAUACAGAGUGUGUGCCUGAGUGAGUGUGGGGAGAGUCAGAGUCAGAAAAGUAAACAACUAGUGUUGGUACAAGAGCAAGAAAGGAAGCUUUUCCUUGAGUAUAUUAUGAGAACAGAAACUCCUUAUCCC
Notothenia coriiceps (black rockcod) is the source of this 8094-nucleotide messenger RNA. Its product is annotated as matrix-remodeling-associated protein 5-like. Lineage: Eukaryota; Metazoa; Chordata; Actinopteri; Perciformes; Nototheniidae. The transcript is spliced from 15 exons. Bases 252 to 6605 code for a protein of 2117 amino acids. Gene Ontology annotation, molecular function: protein binding. The record is from RefSeq and is a predicted model, not a curated record.